AUGGAACAUUCGGAGUCCGAAACUCCGACAUGGGAAGAAAUCGAGGCUUCAGAAAGCUACCUUGUUUGCUCCAUGUAUGAACAAGCUGCAUCAUUAGCUUCCUCUAUCAUGAAACGCUUGCCGCGUGAUUAUGAUCACAGAGACACUGCAAUUCAAGAUAUGUUUCAAUCAACAGGUAUGGUUCUCAUUCAAGCAUUCAACCAGCUUGGCAGAACACCGGAAAUUCUCGAUCAACUUAGAAUGUAUUUUCGUUCAGUAAAAGCUGUUCCUGCACAAGUUGUUCUCACUGGAGUUUGUUUUCAACUAGGACUAGGUUCUGGUUUGGGUGUUCGAGAAUUUUUGGAAGAAUUUCUUAAUGGCUGGACUCUUGGUGAUGGGCAAUAUCAUGCUGUCAUUGCAGAAGUAAAUGUAGAGCAUGGAAGUAGUUUUGCAAGGCAUUUUGUUCUUGGAAUUGAUGAAUAUUUGGAAAUUGUUGAAGUCUACUCCAUCACAGUUCUUGCAACGGUUCUAGAAGAUGUAGAUCUUGCGAUUUCCUGGGUUGAGAAUGCUCCGUUGCCUGAGGAAAAUCGACAGGGACUUCUGAGAAAGUUAUACUCUAUGCAUUCUGUUAAAAAUACCAUUUUGUCCCAAGUUUCCUCUCUGCAAUCACAUACAUCGGCUAGACAUAACAAUGAAACUUAUCCGUUGAAAGAAUUACACGAGAGUAGAGGAUCGCCUGAAGCAUUGAAAGCCAAGUAUGCAGACAAUAAAAUGUAUAGGUCCAAAGAUGGAGGGUCAAAAUUGUCUGAACGAAUAGAGACGUGCUUCUGGUGUUUCCGUUCUAUUAAUUUGAAGUUUGGUAAUGUGGAGUUCAUUGUUCCUAGUGGGAAGAUUAUACUUAGCUGCUUGAUCUUGUUUGCCUGUUAUGUUAUCAAAAGAAAGCAAGCUACUUUGAAAAGGACUGUAAGAAGACAAGUGGUCGCAGUGAAGAGGGCUUUGGUCGAUUUGUGGCAGCUUGCAUUUUCGUAUCAAGUUAAUCCUUUAGCCGCUGUUGAACCACUUGCCGCUGCAACACGUCAAGAAGUUCAGUCAGAUGAGAUUUUACCCCCUAUGUACAAGAAAGGUCCAGGCAGACCAAGAAAUGCGCAAACAUGUAAAAGCACAACACAAGAUGCUAAUGGACUAAAGAGAAAGAGGAAGGCCAAGGUAGGUACAACUGAAACUGAAAUUGCAACAAAUGAAAAUGAAAUUGCAGCAACCACUGGUGGAACUCAGACUGCAGUACCCCGUGCUGUAACUGAAACUGCAACACAAGCUAGUGAAAAUCAAACUGUAGUACCCCAUGCUGCAACUCAAACUGCAGUACCCCAUGCUGCAACUCAAACUGCAGUACCCCAUGCUGCAACUCAAACUACAACCAAUGAACCAGUUGACUAUUUUGGCGACAUAAUUGAUGAUUUCAUUUCAAGCAUUCCUGAAGUAAACACGACAGUGUUCUGCUGUGGUUGGUAA
Messenger RNA from Vicia faba (fava bean), 1491 nucleotides. The record is from the annotation of a GenBank genome assembly. NCBI's taxonomy places the organism in Eukaryota, Viridiplantae, Streptophyta, Magnoliopsida, Fabales, Fabaceae.